Messenger RNA from Trichophyton verrucosum HKI 0517, 126 nucleotides. RefSeq lists its product as uncharacterized. The record is from RefSeq and is a predicted model, not a curated record. The transcript has a single exon. The coding region runs from base 1 to 126 and encodes 41 amino acids. NCBI's taxonomy places the organism in Eukaryota, Fungi, Ascomycota, Eurotiomycetes, Onygenales, Arthrodermataceae.
AUGCAGGUGGUGAAGGAGGAGGAGGAGGAAGAAGUGAGAGAGGUGAAGUCGAGGUGGAAGUUGGUGCAGGAAGAAGAGGAAGAAAAAAAAGACGACGAGGUCCUAGGGCGGUCACGACGGCAGUAA